Messenger RNA from Rotaria socialis, 429 nucleotides. NCBI's taxonomy places the organism in Eukaryota, Metazoa, Rotifera, Eurotatoria, Philodinida, Philodinidae. The record is from the annotation of a GenBank genome assembly.
AUGAUUUCUAUAAUCGUAUUUGUUUCACUUACAAUUUCUAUAUCAACAGCUCAAAAUAACAUAUCGGCACGAGCUACUUCUCCUUGUACGAAAAAUAGUGAUUGUGUGCAAGGAAUAUGUGAUACAAAUAGAACUAUUCCCGUAUGUUCAUGUAAUCAAGGUUGGACAUUUCCACGUGAUGGAUCUGAUCGAUGUACUUAUCAACAAAAAUCGAAAUUAGCAGCAUUUCUUCUUUCGUUUUUUGCUGGUGGUUUAGGUGCUGAUUGGUUUUAUUUAAGUGUUGGAAAUGGUGGUUAUAUUGCAGCUGGAGUUUUUAAAUUAUUAACACUCGGUGGUAUUGGUAUAUGGUGGCUUGUUGAUUGGAUUAGAAUUUUAACUAAUGCAUUUUUAGAUGGACAAGGAGUUGCCUUACUUGAAUGGACUCCAUGA